AUUUGAGAAUAUAAUCUGCGUUGGAGUUGAAAAGCGGAGUGAACGCACCGAAUCCAUCGCAGUUCGAAUUUAGCCAUCGAUCUGAUUCUCUGAAGAUGGGGAAGGACUCGAAAUCGAAAGAAGCAAAGGGUAAGGGAAAGCAAGCGAGUGGAAGUGAUGAAGGUGGUUCUAAGGGGAAAGGCAAGUCUGGGAAAGGUUCAGAUGGGCUUGGAACGUGCACCUAUGUCAAAGCGAGGCAUGUUCUGUGUGAGAAGCAAGGGAAGAUCAACGAGGCAUACAAGAAGCUACAGGACGGUUGGUUGAGCAAUGGAGACAAGGUUCCUCCUGCUGAGUUUGCAAAGGUUGCAGCAGAGUACUCAGAGUGCCCGUCCGGGAAAAAGGGUGGGGAUCUUGGAUGGUUCCCUCGGGGUAAGAUGGCGGGUCCAUUCCAAGAAGUUGCAUUCAACACCCUGGUCGGAGCCACCAGCGCUCCUUUUAAAUCUACGCACGGAUACCACAUAAUCUUGUGCGAGGGAAGGAAGAACUAAAACAUAGAUCCAUGCUUCUCAUAAUGGAGUUCUUGCUACUGUAACUUAGAUCCUUGCUCUUAUGGAGUUCUUGCCCAAAUAUUUUCAGCUUUAUGUCUUUUUCUUUUCUUUUCUUUUCUUUUCAAGUUUCAACUCUGUAUUUAGUUUUAAAUAAUGAAUCAGGUUAUUCCCAUCAUGAAACUUGGGAUUAUGGUCAUUGCCAGAGAAGGAAACAUGAAAUGGAAUGAUGAUGGAUCGUUUUGUUA
Tarenaya hassleriana is the source of this 772-nucleotide messenger RNA. RefSeq names its product peptidyl-prolyl cis-trans isomerase NIMA-interacting 4. Gene Ontology annotation, molecular function: DNA binding; peptidyl-prolyl cis-trans isomerase activity. Gene Ontology annotation, biological process: rRNA processing. Bases 96 to 527 code for a protein of 143 amino acids. NCBI's taxonomy places the organism in Eukaryota, Viridiplantae, Streptophyta, Magnoliopsida, Brassicales, Cleomaceae. The record is from RefSeq and is a predicted model, not a curated record. The transcript is spliced from 5 exons.